AAAAGGUCGGUCUGACCUUCACUCUUAUUCAUUUUAUGCUUCUCACUGCACCCACAACAUGCGUUUCUCCCACGUUUUGUCACUGUGCUGCUUUUUACUCGCGGCCGAAGCCACAGCUCUAGCCCGGAACAAGCGCGUUGUUGGCGGAACUCCUGCCGCGGAUGGAGAAGCUGCUUACUCGGCAUCAAUUCAAAACGCUGCUGGAGAGCACUUUUGCGGUGGCGUGAUCGUCGGCAAAAAGACGGUUCUCACAUCAGCAGUUUGCGCCGUGUUCUUGAACGCGAGCGAUAUCAGAGUGAAGGUUGGCUCGGCUGACCUGAGCAAGGCGUCCGAAUACACCGUGUCGAAAGUGGUCGUUCACCCUGACUUUCUUUUGAAGGGAAGGGUUCCGGUUAACGAUCUGGCCGCUUUGAGGAUUCAGUCUGAAAUCAAAUUCGAGGAUGGAAAAACUAAGGCUGCAACUCUGCCAACCAAGGGGCAGAAAACGGUCCAGGGCGAGAUUGUUACUGUUGCAGGAUGGGGCGCAACCAAGAUCAAUGGAAGCGCGUCACCAUUGCUGAUGAAAAUUAAAAUUCGAAUUGUGAAUAUUGACGAGUGCAGCAAGGCGCACAAGAAUAUUGUGGAUACCAUACCUGAUAAUCAAAUAUGCGCUGGUGUUGAGGACGGAAGCAAGGAUGCUUGUCAGAUGGAUGGAGGAGCCGGACUUGUUUUGGAAAAUCUGGUGCUUGGACUGGCCUCUUGGGGUCAAGGAUGUGGGCAAAAACCUGGCGUUUACACUGAGUUGGCUCCCUUUAGAUUCUGGAUUGACGAACAACUGAAUUAAAAAAAUCUCGUUUUUGUCAUUUUUAUUUUCUAAUAACUUUUUUUAAAUUUUUAUCACUAAUAUCUGUAAAAAAAUCAACUUUGAGCUACUUUAAUAAUUGUACAAUAGAUUGCCAAUAUUUAAUAAACAAGCUUAUCUGAAA
Neocloeon triangulifer is the source of this 965-nucleotide messenger RNA. Its product is annotated as trypsin-4-like. Gene Ontology annotation, molecular function: serine-type endopeptidase activity. Lineage: Eukaryota; Metazoa; Arthropoda; Insecta; Ephemeroptera; Baetidae. Gene Ontology annotation, biological process: proteolysis. Bases 59 to 823 code for a protein of 254 amino acids. The transcript is spliced from 6 exons. The record is from RefSeq and is a predicted model, not a curated record.